GCAUUAAUGAGUAAAUAAAAUUAAAAAACGAAACAAAACCCAAGUACUUUACUACAUAUAGCAAAAUAAAAUUAUACAUAAUUUGUGUGCUCACAUUUUAAGUUUAAAAAUGGCGCCAAAACAAUUGAAAAUUGCCGAAUUAGCUAUUCGGACAGUGUGGCAACGCUGCUGACAUGCACGGCGCUGCCAACCUGUUUGGCACACAGCUGUGCACACAUCACAAUUGCGCUGACAGCUAGUCGAUAUAUCGAGCAAAAAAUUCAUCGGAAUUUUUCAGCUUUUUGCUGUUUACGCUAUAAAAAUUACAAUAAAAUACAGAAAAUCCUAUUGAAAACAAAUCACUUGACCAAUUGAGAGUUGUUAAUAUAAAAAGCAGGCAGUGGUGUUGCGCCCAGCUGCAUUGAACAUGGCACAAACGAUAGACGUGGGCUGCGUCAAGGAGGAGCACUGUGAGGCGAUUUGCAAUAUGUUUAAAGCCCAGGAUUGGCCACUGACCAUGCGACACAGGGACCUGGGUCUGGUUAAGAUCGAGCAGGACAUGAGCUUUGUGUGGCAAAGCAGCCCCAGUGUCACCCUGGACGGCAAGGACCGACAACCAGAGAAGCAGGGCCAAAAAAAAUUCCAGCACGGUGGCAAAACGCCGUACAGCGGGUCGGCCAGCGAGAAGCCUUUCAAGUGCGCACACUGCCCCAAGGAUUUUGCCACCAGCAGCAAUCUGAAGGUGCAUCUGACGCGCACCCACUCCGGAGAUCGCGAGCGCCCGUUUUUGUGCCCCAACUGCCCCAAGUCGUUUGCGACCAAUGAUAAUCUGCAGAAGCACAUACGCAGGCAUUCGAGCGAGCGCAACUUCAACUGUCCACACUGCCCCAAGGCCUUUGCCACAAAGGAUAAUCUACAGAAGCACAUACGCCGGCACUCGAGCGAACGCAACCUCAUCUGUCCGCAUUGUCCCAAGGCAUUUGCCACCAACGACAAUCUGCAGAAGCAUAUACGCCGGCACUCGAGCGAGCGCACCUUAAAUUGUCCACACUGCCCGAAGGCAUUUGCCACCAAUGAUAAUCUGCAGCGGCAUAUACGCGGUCAUACGGGUGAGCGACCCUUUAAGUGUCCCUAUUGCCCGAAACCCUUUGCCCAAAACAGAGAUCUCAAAGCGCACAUCCUAGAGCAUACGGGCGAGAAGCCCUUCAAGUGUCCACACUGCCCCAAGGCGUGCGUUCGCAGCGAGGGCCUCAAGAAACACAUACUGCGCCUGCACAAGGACAUCGAACCCGAGCAACGACUGACGGCGACCAAGCAAUGGCCAACGGGCGACCCAAACGGCAGAGUCUUUAUGUACAAAUACGAUCUAACCAAACACACACGAAUGCCCACCGGCGAGGCGUAAAAGUUAACCACGCCUUGCCCAGGAAAUUGAGCUCAGGGCACACACUGACACACAGACACACACACACACACACUCAAAGCGGAAAACCUUGCAGUUCGAGCAGCCGGGAAAAUAGAAGGGAUUGGAAACCGACUUGCAAACGAGCAUUUGAUUUUGAAAUGUAACUUUUGAGCGCUUCAAAACUUGGCAAAAUGGCAAAAUUGAUAUAAAACUAAACAAUUAUGUAGCUUUUAUAGCCAGCGAGAUCUAAGGCUUUCCCACAACCAUAUCAAAGAAUUAUGUUUUGAUAUGCUUUGCAUGGGACACUAAAAGAUAUUCAAUUCAUUUGUUGUAUAAAUUUAUAUAUAUACACAUAUAUAUAUAUAAUGGGCUCAAGCAAUCGAUUUGAUGCA
This is a messenger RNA of Drosophila novamexicana, 1776 nucleotides long. RefSeq names its product gastrula zinc finger protein xLCGF3.1-like. Gene Ontology annotation, cellular component: nucleus. The record is from RefSeq and is a predicted model, not a curated record. Lineage: Eukaryota; Metazoa; Arthropoda; Insecta; Diptera; Drosophilidae. The transcript is spliced from 3 exons. The coding region runs from base 407 to 1384 and encodes 325 amino acids.